AUGGAACUCAAAAGAGGGCAGGAGGCUGGAUUCUUUCUGAUGCUUGGUUUUGUGUAGGAAGACUUUGAGAACUACUGGACAGCAUGCCCCUGGGAAGAAGAUUUGAAGUAUGCAAGGUCUGUUUGUGAUCAGGUUUAUGUGCCAUUAGAAGUUGUGCAUUUGACAGAUGAAUAUUGGAAAAAUGUGGUUUCCUACAUUAUUGAGGAGUACAAAUGUGGACGCACUCCAAAUCCGGAUGUUCUAUGCAAUACACGAAUAAAAUUUGGUGCAUUCAUGGACGCCAUCAACAGUAUGGAUUAUGACUAUAUUGCUUCUGGGCAUUAUGCCAAUGUUGUUCACCCAUCUGCUGAUCAAAUUGAUAAGCCUUCCAUCUUAGAAUUGUCAAAGGACAUGGUCAAGGAUCAAACGUAUUUCCUUUCACAUCUUUCUCAGGCCCAGCUUAAACGACUUAUUUUUCCGCUUGGGUGUCUUGCAAAGGAUGAAGUUCGCCAGCUUGCAGCUAAAUUUGACCUGCCUAACAAAGAUAGGAAGGAUUCACAGGGAAUUUGCUUUCUUGGGAAGAUAAGGUUUAGUGAUUUUGUUGCAAGACACAUUGGGGAGAUGGAAGGAAUCAUAUCAGAAGCUGAGACAGGGGACUUCCUCGGGAAACAUCGAGGGUUCUGGUUCUACACAAUUGGACAGCGCCAAGGCCUACGUCUCCCUGGAGGACCUUGGUAUGUUGUUGAGAAGGAUGUUGAAAAUAAUGUAGUAUUUGUGUCAAGAAAUUAUUUCUCAUUGGACAAAAGAAGGCGCUUGUUUCGUGUUGGCUCCUUGAAGUGGCUUAGUGGGUCACCUCCAAACCAUAAGAAGCAGCUCCAAUGCAAGGUCAGACAUGGUCCUGGCUUUUAUAACUGCAGUUUUGAAUUGGUGUCUGGUGAAUACAGCAGUGAAGAUGUUGCAGUUGUCCACUUACCUGAAGAUGAUCAAGGCCUGGCAGCUGGGCAGUUUGCAGCCUUCUAUGAGGGACAAACCUGCAUAGGUUCUGGUGUUAUUUUGGAGUCCUGGGAUGAUCAAGGGUUUCCUGUUUGUGCAAAGGCUCUUGAGAUUGCAAGAAUGGAAGAUAAAUCAAAGCUUGGGAAACCAGUUAAGAUCAAGGCAAAAGCAGAAGUUCCUCCAGAAAUAUCUGUUCACAAUGACAGCAUUGAACUUAACAGAAGCUUAAUCAGUUUUUAAAUUCCUGUCUCGGAUUAAAGAGAACAUGCAUCUGAAGAGGAAGCAACGACCACAGUUUCAGUUAAUCGGCUGCAAAAGCUCAGAGAGAUUGGUUACAUAUACUUUAAAGUUAAUUUUUGACAGUUGGAACUAGCCAUUGGAUCUUCCUAGUGACCCAUUGCAAUGGAAUUUAAGGGGAGAAAUUCGUUGGCUGUUGUAAGAGUUGUAAGAGUGUUCAGCCAUGGCAGCCUCUUUUGUCUCGGAGCAUUCACACGUUAGAAAGUUUGUCCAUAUUUUCUUCAGGGGCUGCCCUUUUUACUGAUUAGCUCCUUGAUUACGAUGUGUUUCUCCCAUGUUAUUGUAUAUCGUUGCGAUCAAUUUAUACUGUUCUUCAGGAGUAUGGCUUUUCCCAUAAUUGAACAUGAAGCAUGGACAAUUUUAAGCAGUUAAGUGCCUUGUACUUUCCAUGGCCUAGAGAAAUGGAGUUUUCAUGGGACAUGUUUCUUGCGCACAUAAUUUGCCCAAUGAAAAGAGUCGUACUACGAAGCCAUUUUGCUGUCUAUUCUCUAUUAUAUCGGUGAUAAUUUUUGUAUAUUGUAAAUUGAUCAGCCCAUCAUGAAUUGUGAACAAUUUUGAAUAUGAAAAUCAUAACUUUUUACUCUCAGCUUUUCCAAC
Messenger RNA from Theobroma umbraticum, 1866 nucleotides. Lineage: Eukaryota; Viridiplantae; Streptophyta; Magnoliopsida; Malvales; Malvaceae. The record is from RefSeq and is a predicted model, not a curated record.